GGCCCGCCGAGGCUUCCUGUCUGCGCCUGCGGAAUCGCCGUUUGACCCCGGAAGUGCCGGCUCAUUGGGAGCUGUCACCGUGGACCGCGGCAGCGGCGGCGGCGGCAGCGGUGGCUGUGGCGGCGGCACAGCGCCGGUAGUGGAGCCGCCGAGGAGGGUCACGCAGCACAAUGCCAGCUCUGCCCUUGGACCAACUCCAGAUCACCCACACGGACCUGAAGACAGGAAAACUGAGGACUUCACCAGCGCUGCACCCCGAGCAGAAGGCAGACCGGUAUUUUGUGUUAUACAAACCGCCCCCUAAAGACAACAUUCCCGCCCUAGUGGAGGAGUACCUGGAACGCGCCACCUUCGUAGCCAAUGACCUCGACUGGCUCCUGGCCUUGCCUCACGAUAAAUUCUGGUGCCAGGUUAUCUUCGAUGAAACCCUGCAGAAGUGCCUGGACUCCUAUCUGCGCUAUGUACCCCGAAAGUUCGAUGAGUGGGUGGCCCCGGCCCCUGAGGUUGUUGACAUGCAGAAGCGCCUCCAUCGAAGUGUUUUCCUCACUUUCCUCCGCAUGUCCACUCACAAGGAAUCCAAAGAUCACUUCAUUUCCCCCUCUGCAUUUGGAGAAAUCCUCUACAAUAACUUCCUGUUUGACAUCCCAAAGAUCCUGGACCUCUGCGUGCUCUUUGGAAAAGGCAACUCGCCUUUGCUCCAGAAGAUGAUAGGAAACAUCUUUACCCAGCAGCCAAGUUACUAUAAUGACCUGGAUGAAACCAUGCCCACCAUCCUUCAGGUUUUCAGCAAUAUCCUCCAGCACUGUGGUUUGCAAGGGGACGGGGCCAGUGCCACACCCCAGAAACUCGAGGAGAGGGGCCGGUUGACCCCCAGCGACAUGCCUCUCUUGGAAUUAAAAGACAUUGUUCUCUACCUUUGUGAUACCUGCACUACGCUCUGGGCCUUUCUGGAUAUCUUCCCCUUGGCUUGCCAAACUUUCCAGAAACACGACUUCUGUUACAGACUAGCUUCCUUUUAUGAAAUCGCAAUUCCUGAACUGGAGUCUGCAAUGAAGAAGAGGAGGCUUGAAGAUAGCAAGCUGCUAGGUGACCUGUGGCAGAGGCUGUCUCAUUCCAGGAAGAAGCUACUGGAGAUUUUUCACAUCCUCAUAAACCAGAUCUGCCUUCUCCCUGUCCUGGAAAGCAGCUGUGACAACAUUCAGGGCUUCAUUGAAGAGUUCCUUCAGAUCUUCAGCUCCUUACUGCAGGAGAAGAGCAGGUUCCUCCGGGACUACGACACACUCUUCCCUGUGGCUGAUGAUGUCAGCUUGCUACAGCAGGCCUCCGCAGUCUUGGACGAGACACGGACUGCCUACAUCCUCCAGGCGGUCGAGAGCGCGUGGGAAGGGGUGGACCGACGGAAAGCCACAGAUGCUAAAGACCCACCGGUGGCCGAGGAUCCUAAUGGGGUCACUGUGUUGGCGGAGCCAGUCGGUGGACCAUCCUCACAUCCAGAAAACUCAGAGGAAGAGGAGCUCUCUCCGCAGUGCAUGGGGGCGGCAGCCACCCUGGGCCCCCCCGUGUGUGGCGUGGAGCUGGACUCGCUCAUCUCCCAAGUGAAGGACCUGCUGCCAGACCUCGGAGAGGGCUUCAUCCUGGCCUGCCUGGAGCACUACACCUAUAACCCGGAGCAGGUGAUCAACAACAUCCUGGAGGAGCGGCUGGCCCCGGCCCUCAGCCAGCUGGACCGCAGCCUAGACAGGCAGGUGAAGCCAGACCCGACACCCCUGCUGACGUCUCGUCACAAUGUCUUCCAGAAUGAUGAGUUUGAUGUGUUUAGCAGAGAUUCAGUGGACCUGAGCCGGGUGCACAAGGGCAGGAGUGCAGUUUGCGCCAGCCCGAGCCCAUGGUGCCUUGAACCUUCAUGCUCACAGCCUUCAAAGCCUGAUGGUUUCCUCUCUCUCUGCUGUCCCCGCCUGUCCGCUGCCAGGAAGGAGGAGAACACACGGAGCCUGCUGAACGACAAGCGGGACGUGGUCGCGCAGCGGCAGCGCUAUGAGCAGUAUAGCGUGGUGGUGGAGGAGGUGCCCCUGCAGCCUGGCGAGGGCCUGUCCUACCGAGGUGAUGACUACGAGGACGAGUACGAUGACACAUACGAUGGCAACCAGGUGGGCGCCAACGAUGCCGACUCGGAUGACGAGCUCAUCAGCCGCAGGCCCUUCACCAUCCCUCAGGUGCUGAGAACCAAAGUGCCCGGAGAAGGGCAGGAAGAGGACGAGGAGGAGGAAGAGGAGGCUGAAGAAGAGGCUCCUAAGCCUGACCAUUUUGUGCAGGACCCUGCAGUGCUGCGGGAGAAGGCAGAAGCCAGGCGGAUGGCCUUCCUCACCAGGAAGGGAUACCGGCACGACAGCUCGACGGUAGUGGCCGGCAGCCCCCGGGGCCACGGGCAGAGCCGUGAGACAACCCAGGAACGCAGGAAGAAGGAAGCCAACAAGGCGACGCGAGCCAACCACAACCGGAGAACCAUGGCUGACCGCAAAAGAAGCAAAGGCAUGAUUCCAUCCUGAGGCCGCCCUGUCAGGGCCAGCCGGGAGGCAGCAGCACCAGACCUGCCAGGCUGAGUUACCAUAGCCUUGGGUCUCCUCACCAGUUGGCCUCCUGCCAGGGCCCCAAGUUCAACUCCACCCCUCAACAGCCUCAGCUUCGCAGCCCCUGAGAAGGCCGCCUCGUCGUCCACCAGCCAGCCGUGAGCGCCUUCUUGCAGAACACACAGUGCCUUAUCCCACAGUGGAGGAACCCCUGGGGCCAGCGAGCAGGCAAAAGGGAUGGGGACGGAGCCCCAAGGCAAGCCCCACAAACCUCAUGCAGCAAGACACCACUUCUCUUGGUGGUUUCCUUCCUGGACGGCAGGAAACCUGUAAAUUCCAAAACAAAAACAGAAAAGGCCUGCAAAUAAAGUUUUUGACCCUUUCAAGCAAUGAUCCAUGAUGUGCCCCUGGCCUGCUCCCCCUGUACCCCAUUCUUCAGUGACAGCCACCAUCGGGAGAGCAAGAGAGCAGGAUGAUCACCUGCUCUGCUCAUCAGCCCUGCGUGCUUGCCUCUCAUUUUAACCCCUCCUGAUGUUGCCCUGCUUUGCUGUGUGGCCCUGAGCACAUUACUCCCUCCUCUGAACCUCUAGUCCCUGCUUGUAGAAGGAAGAGAUGAGGUUGUGAGGCCCUCUGGUCCUUUCCGUGUUCUCGUUCAGUCCCUACAACCUCUACCCUAGGAGGUAGGGAGUAUUUCCGGCCCUGUGGUGUAGGUGAGCCACUGAGAGCUGGAGGUGCCUGCCCCGGCUACAGGCAGGAAGUGGGAGAACAAGGAUUUGACCCUCAGUCGGACCCCUGGCCUUUAUAGCAUCCUAGACGGCGGGGUCAUUGCCAUCUCACAGCGGACCUGAGGACACUUGUCCCGUAGCAGAGCCAGUACCAGAGCUCGGCGCCUGCUGGUUGUGUGUACCCUCCAUCAGAUCCUGCAGAGUCAAGGAGUCGGAGACCAGAAGACACCAGUGAGGAUGUCCCUACCAAGCCCCGUUGAAGGACUUGGGUCCAGUUCCUCAAAACCUCCUCCUGGGCAUGGCCGAUUGGUUCACCGUGUGGCAGCAGCUGCCAGGCAGCCUGAUUCCUGGGCCCCCGAGAAUGUUGCUGAUCAACAGAGGAUCGGCCGCGGGGUGUUUGCUGGCCUGAUCCUGCCCAGCCUGGCCUGGAGGCCAUCCGCGGGAUCCAGGGCCCCUGCCCAGCUGGACCUUGACAAAUCACCCUAGAUGCUUGUGUAAUUUAUUUGCAUGUGGUUAGGAUGAGCGUCUGGAGCAGCGAGGCAGACAGGCCCUUGACGAAUUGGUUUUGUUAGGUCAGCCACACAAGCGAAAAUCAAUAGCAAUUCCUCUGAGUCACGCCAGUUCUCUUGGUGCAUUUGAGAUGCAGAGCAGAUAGGAGAGUGGUGUCUUCUCCUCGAGCUGCUGAAUUAGCUGAGAUCGGGCUCGGGGUCAGCCACUCUGGCAGGCAGCAGGAAGACUCUGCUUCCUCCUCGAGGCAUUUGCCAGGAACCGUACAGGCGAGGGUCAUUUCUUUUCUCUCUCCCUGAGCUCCUCAGACCCAGCUCUUGGCCCUGGAGCAAGGUGAGGUGAGUUAGGGGAGCUCUGGCCUUUACCUACCUUACCUGUUACUGUUCACACAGCCCCUCUCACCUUCAUUCUGUCAUACAUGCCUCCUGACCGCUGGGAGCAGUGUUCAGGCCUCACCUUGGCAUUCUGGUUUAAAGGAUUGGAGAAGACAGCGAUUUUUCAAACUUUCCAGAAUGUACUGCCAGGUCAAACUUGAUCUCCCUUGAGGAACUAUGUUCUUCCUCAUUUCAGAUCUUGAGGGCACCCCUUCAGGGAUGUUUGCAAACACCUCACUCAGGAGUCAUCCAGAGCAGUGCUUUACCUUCACCUCUCAGGGCCUCAGUUUUCCCAUCUGCGAAGUGGGUACGUUGGGCCAGGUGAAUGGUUUCCACCUGGUGCCAAUCCAAUCCUCUGAGGAGGCCCCAAGGUUUAAGAUGGGCAAUGGCAGAAAUGUUACAAGUGAAGUGGGUGGGAGCCCUGAACCCUGCUCACUUGAUCACUGGGCCCCGCCACCCCACCACUGCUCCUAAGCAGGAAUUUCUAAGUGCCUUCUCUGCACCCUAUUAGAGAACACGACUAUCACAGGCAUUUCCCGGGAAGCUUUUAUGACCCAGUACCUCCAAGAGGACUUAGGACUUUGAAUGUCAUUGUUUCUAGCUCACGAGUGGCAAUGGUAGCAGACGGGUCUGUCUGAACAGUGCUACCGUGCUUCUGUGAGGUGGGGAGGGCAGGGCAGAGCCUGUCAUGGAUAAAAGGGACCCGGGAGCCCAGGGAGGCAAGUUAGCAGCAGAGCCUGGACGCAGGUCCUUUCUUAGCUCCAGGUGCACUCUGGAAAAGUAAGCAAUUAGCAGGAAACUGCCUGUCCCUGUCACACCGGGAGCUUGGGCUAAAUAAUGCAGGGAGGGAGACCAACAAAACCACAAACAAAAGUCCACCCACCAAAAAUGCAGGGGGUGGUUGUGGAGCCCCCUUCUUUAAAAUGAUGUCAAUGAACACUUGGUAGCAAUGUGAGAAACGAAAUAUUGAAGAAUCAGUUUGUUGUUCUUGUUGUUUUUUAAGAGAAUAAAUUGGAUGGUAAUGCUCCA
This is a messenger RNA of Mirounga angustirostris (Northern elephant seal), 5202 nucleotides long. RefSeq names its product activating signal cointegrator 1 complex subunit 2 (gene ASCC2). NCBI's taxonomy places the organism in Eukaryota, Metazoa, Chordata, Mammalia, Carnivora, Phocidae. The record is from RefSeq and is a predicted model, not a curated record. The coding region runs from base 171 to 2546 and encodes 791 amino acids. Gene Ontology annotation, molecular function: ubiquitin binding. The transcript has 20 exons. Gene Ontology annotation, biological process: regulation of DNA-templated transcription.